Mycena indigotica is the source of this 804-nucleotide messenger RNA. RefSeq lists its product as uncharacterized. NCBI's taxonomy places the organism in Eukaryota, Fungi, Basidiomycota, Agaricomycetes, Agaricales, Mycenaceae. The record is from RefSeq and is a predicted model, not a curated record. The transcript has a single exon. Bases 1 to 804 code for a protein of 267 amino acids.
AUGGCUCCCAUCCCUAUGCCUGCUCGCGGCGCCCAUACCACGCCGAAGUUCGACUCUACCAAGCCUGGUGAGCUGCGCCGCUACUUCGACGACGACGAGUUCCUGCUCGCCCAAGCCGCCAUCACCACCACGCUCGAGAAAAAGAAGGCGUGCUCACGCUACUUGUCAGUUGCAGACCAAGAACUGGUCGAAGGCCUUGACGAGUUCAGCGACGCCACCAAGACCUACGAGGAAUUCAAGAAAGCGGCUUUAGCGCACUAUGCGGGCAACGACGAAGACCACUUACACACCUUGAAAGACUGGGACGCGCAUCUCCGAGUCGGCAGCACCGCCCGUGUGGGUAUCCACUCUGAAGCGGAGCUGGCCACGUUCUACCGCACCUUUGUCCAUAUGGGCAAAUUCCUCAUCGCCAAGAAGCGUCUCUCCGAAACGGAGCAAAGCCACGUGUUCCUGCGCGCACUGCAGCCUGCUUCGCUCCAAGCCGCUGUCAAGCAGUGCCUCCAAAUCAUCCGCCCAAACAUCCACGCUGACGACCCGUAUGAGCUGAAAGACUUGUACGAGGCAGCGAAAUCCGCACUGGCGGGGGCCCCAUCCACUUUCCUGUCCACCACCGACUCCCUCGUAAAGCCCGAGCCAGCCCCAGCUGCGAUGAACUCCGAGCUCAAAGAGAUGCUCAUGUCGUUGACCAAGCUGGUCACGGUGCUCGGCCACCAGAUUCAGACCAACCAGCGCAACGCGGCCCAGCCCAAGUCUAUGAGGCCAGUUAUCACAAAAAAUUAUUUGCUUGUGGUUUGUGGUUUAUGA